Messenger RNA from Ylistrum balloti, 1882 nucleotides. RefSeq names its product NADPH-dependent diflavin oxidoreductase 1-like. The coding region runs from base 22 to 1812 and encodes 596 amino acids. NCBI's taxonomy places the organism in Eukaryota, Metazoa, Mollusca, Bivalvia, Pectinida, Pectinidae. Gene Ontology annotation, molecular function: flavin adenine dinucleotide binding; FMN binding; NADPH-hemoprotein reductase activity. The record is from RefSeq and is a predicted model, not a curated record. The transcript has 16 exons. Gene Ontology annotation, cellular component: cytosol.
CGUUCUGAUGAAAUAGAAAGGAUGGAGGACAGAAAACUGCUGAUUUUAUAUGGAAGUCAGACAGGGACAUCGCAAGAUGUUGCUGAAAAAAUAUGCAGGGAGGCCAAGCGGAGACAUUUUUCAACAAGAGUGAUGUCCCUUGAUUCAUACACAGUGGCAAGCCUGCUGCAGGAGGGAUUAGUGAUAUUUGUGUGUUCCACAACAGGACAAGGGGACCCUCCAGAUAAUAUGAAGUUGUUUUGGAGAUUUAUCCUGAGAAAGAAUCUUCCUGCCAAUUCUUUAGUCCAUCUCAAGUAUGCUGUAUUAGGACUGGGGGAUUCAUCUUAUCAAAAAUUCAAUGUAAUAGGCAAGAAACUGUUCAAACGAAUCCAGCAACUUGGUGGACAGAGCCUGGUGCCUGUUGGUCUCGCCGAUGAUCAACAUGACCUUGGGCCAGAUGCAGUUAUCUACCCUUGGUUGGCAUCUCUGUGGAGUCGUAUUCUCAGUUUACAUCCUUUCCCCCCAGGACUGGAGAUAAUUCCAGCCCAUAUAAGACCACCUCCAAGGUACAAGGUGAUAUAUUCUGAUGACUCCAGCAAAGUUAAAGAUCUGUCUGGGUUUAGACUUGGUAGCCAUGGAAACAGUGACUACAGCCAAUCAAAUCCAUUUUAUGCACGUUUGAUUUCAAAUGACAGAGUUACAAGUGAGGACCAUUUCCAAGAUGUUCGCUUGGUGAGACUGGAUAUUCAGGGUUCAAAUAUCUGUUUCUCUCCCGGAUAUGUGGCCUUACUGGCACCACAGAAUUCUCAGGAAAGUGUAGAUGAGUUUAUACAACACAUGAGACUUUCACCUGAUACUUCAUUCACUAUUCAGCAAAAUGAUCCAAAUAUUGCUCUGCCCCACACCCUGCCUGAUGUGUGUACAGUGGAAUAUCUACUUCGUCAUUACUUGGAUAUCAACUCAGUACCUCGACGUUCAUUCUUUGAACUGCUGGUCUAUUUUGCUGAUAAUGAAUUAGAAAAGGAAAAACUUGAGGAAUUCUGCACAGCUGAAGGACAGGAAGAACUGUAUAGUUACUGUAACCGUGUGAGGAGGACAAUAUUGGAGGUGCUGCAGGAUUUCCCCCACACCAGUGCAAACAUUCCAUUUGAGUAUCUGUUUGAUGUGAUUCCACAGCUACAACCAAGAACAUUUUCUAUAGCAUCAUCCCUGCAGGCACAUCCUGGAGAGAUCCAGAUUUUACUGGCUGUCGUUCAGUAUCGAACCAAGCUUUUCCGUCCCCGAAAAGGUGUCUGUUCAACCUGGUUAGCCAGUUUAGACCCCACUAAGGAUGUUCAUGUACCUGUGUGGGUCAAACCAGGCACCAUCACGUUUCCUAAGGACCCUGCGACACCUGUAAUUAUGGUGGGACCAGGGACAGGAUGUGCCCCUUUCAGAAGUUUCAUCCAAGAAAGAAGUAGUAAGCAAAUUGGAGGUAAUACCUUGUACUUUGGCUGUCGUAAUAAAAAGAAGGACUUCUUCUGUGAGACUGAAUGGACAUUAUUGAUGGAAAGAGGUCUCCUUACCCUGUACACUGCCUUCUCAAGAGAUCAGGAGGACAAGGUGUAUGUCCAGCACCGUAUCCAGGAGAAUGGCGAGACCCUGUGGAACCUUCUAGACAAACACAAUGCUUACUUCUACAUAGCAGGAAAUGCAAAACGUAUGCCAGAUGACGUGAGAGAUGCCUUGAAGGAUGCUAUACAGAAAUAUGGAAACAGAACAGUGGAGGAGGCAGAUAAAUACCUUCUCCAACUCGACCAGAAGAAACGAUACCAAGCAGAAACAUGGUCUUGAUGUUACAGUAAAUUAGCAGAUUUUAAUUGUAUGAAAGCUGAAAUUUUGAAAUAAAUGCAUAUGUAACUCA